GUGGGACCGGCGCGCGCUGAUGGGCGGCUGCAGCAGGAGGCAGCCUUGCACUUGCCGCUCUCGUGCUUGCGCGACGAAGCCGUGAGUGGCCGGAGAAAAGGAUGCAGGCGCCCGAGCCUAUGCCGAGCUACGAGCAGUUGGUGCGGCGUAGUUACCGGAGCUUAGUCGGGGCGCUGCGGAGCUGCACAGAUUGUGGCUGGGAACUGUCCCGCCGGACGUGGGCCGAGAACGCCCGGCUGGCCUGGACGGAGGCGCUGCUUUUUCUCCUUUGCGCCGCCGGUUGGACUCUAGCGCGCCGCGCAGCUUCUCGCUACCUCUUUCGGCCUGUCGCCGAGUGGUGUCAAUUACCUCCCAAGGAUGCUGCUAAGAUGCCUGAAAGUGCUUGGAAACUGUCUUUCUACAUCAUCUCCUGGUUGUACGGCACUUACUUGCUCUUCUUUGCUGGAUACCCCUUUUUCCAUGAUCCACCUUCUGUCUUUUAUGAUUGGGAAAGGGGAAUGGAGGUGCCACUGGAUAUCGUCCUCGCCUACCUACUACAGGGCAGUUUUUAUGCCCAUUCUAUCUAUGCCACCCUCUACAUGGAUGCCUGGCGCAAGGAUUCGGUCGUCAUGCUCAUUCAUCACGUGGUCACCCUCACUCUCAUCGUCUUCUCCUAUGUUUUCAGAUACCACAACAUAGGGAUUCUUGUGCUCUUCCUUCAUGACUUCAGUGACAUCCAGUUGGAGUUUACCAAACUCAAUGUUUACUUCAAGUACCGGGGUGGCAUUUACCACCGUUUAAACGACACCAUUUCUAAUGCCGGCUGCGUCUCCUUCAGCAUUAGUUGGUUCUGGUUCCGUUUGUACUGGUUCCCCUUGAAGGUGCUUUACACGACCUGCCACACCAGCCUCCAGUCUGUCCCCAAUAUCCCAUUUUAUUUCUUCUUCAACGUGCUGCUGUUUAUCCUCACGCUGAUGAACAUCUAUUGGUUCCUGUACAUCGUUGUUUUUGUGGCCAAGAUUUUGCUGGGACACGUGCAGGAAGUGAAGGAUGUACGGGAAUAUGAUAUUGAUGCUGCUUCUAAGAAGACAGACAAGGAGCUUCAUCUCCACAACUCUUGGAAGGAAGGAAAUCACCUGAAGAAUGGCAUCGUGAAGGACAAACGGUUAUAGAGGCGCUCGCAGGACCACGCUUGCACAGAGCCAAAUUCUGGAGAAACCCGCAAGGAACCCUUCAUUCAAACUCCAGCCUGUUCAGGGGUGAACUGAAGAAAAUAAGAACUGCCACCCUAUCCCGCCCAGGGUUGAGAACUAAGUUCUAAUCGGGGAGCGAUUUAUAAAUUUUCUUUUUCUUAAAAAAAACAACAACAACCCUGGAGUUGGAUUUCAAGCUGGAUUUCCAUUAGCAGCGAUGGAAACUAGAAGUAGGAAGGAGGCCCAUGACGCUUCGUUUAGCCCAGUCAGGUUGGAGCAGGGCAUUCACACACACACACAAACAUACAAACACACACACACAAAAGCUGCUUCCAUCCUCUGGUGCAUCAGUGGCGCCUAGUAGGAAAAGUUUCCCACCAGGGCGGAGAGAUGAGGAACUUGUCAAGUUUUCUGUGGCUUCUGCGCAGCAGGGCCUUCUCAGUGAUGGCCCCAAGAAGGCGAAACUUUUCCCCUUGGUUCAGGACUCCUGAUUGGUUGAAGAGAAAAUAAGAAGGUGGGGGGGAGCGGAAAUCCCUUCAGGAUCUCCAGCUGGCAAAACCAAUGGUAGAAGAAGCACAUGUGCGAAUCGAUGAAUUUUCAGCCUUGCAAGUUGGGGUUGGAAAGGAGUAUCCCACAAUGCCUUGCGGCACUUUUUACCCCCUCCCCUUCCCUUUUCUAAAUCAUGUUUGUUUCCCCCCACCCCCCCUGCCCUUUGUUCCGGUUGGGAGAGGAAAAAAAGGGCGGCGGUAGUGUUUUGUCUUA
Molecule: messenger RNA, 1934 nt
Organism: Notechis scutatus (mainland tiger snake)
Lineage: Eukaryota; Metazoa; Chordata; Lepidosauria; Squamata; Elapidae
Gene: CERS1
Product: ceramide synthase 1
Biological process (GO): ceramide biosynthetic process
Cellular component (GO): membrane
Molecular function (GO): sphingosine N-acyltransferase activity
Source: RefSeq, a predicted model, not a curated record